UGUGAAAUUCUUGGGUUCGCUUUUUCAGGGAUUGUCCAUAUCAAUGAUUUUUCGUGUGCCCUAAUGGAGUGAAGAGAGGUUAUGUUUUUCAAUUUGGGGCUUAGGGAGCAAAAUCUCAAUUCGGUUCAUGUCAUUAUGCAUAAUCAAGGUCUACCAUGAUUUAAGAUUCUGGGUAUGAGUGUUCCAGAGGUUUCAAGAAUGCAGAUGAUGGGUGAUUCAGAACCGGAGGAGGCCAAGAGGUCCCCUUUGACUCCUCUUGCAACUCUUAUUAGUAGAGAAUUGAGAAAUGAUAGAGUGGAGAAGCCAUCUUUGAGAUAUGGGCAUGCUUCUCAGGCUAAGAAGGGAGAGGAUUACUUUCUGAUAAGAACAGAUUGUCAGAUAAUCCCCGGGUUUCCUAAAUCUGACUUUGCAGUCUUUGCGGUUUUUGAUGGACACGAGGGGAAUGCCGCAGCUCUAUUUGCCAAAGAAAAUUUGUUAAAUCAUAUUGUGAGUGCUAUGCCCCGAUGUGCCGAUAGGAAAGAGUGGAGUCGAAAUUUACCACAAGCACUCGUUGCUGGUUUCGUGAAGACUGACAAAGACUUCCGGAGUAGAGGAGAUAACUCCGGAACCACUGCUACUUUGGUGAUUAUCGAUGGAUGGACUGUAACAGUUGCAUCUGUUGGAGAUUCUCGCUGCAUUCUAGACUUGCACGAUGGUGCGGUUUCAUUGUUGACAGUGGAUCAUAGGCUAGAAGAAAAUGCUGAAGAGAGGGAACGUGUUACUGCAAGUGGAGGUAAAGUGGGAAGGCUGAAUGUUGGUGGGGGUCCUGAGGUUGGACCCCUUCGCUGCUGGCCUGGAGGAUUAUGCCUUUCGAGGUCAAUUGGUGAUACAGAUAUAGGGGAAUUUAUUGUUCCUAUACCAUUUGUAAAACAAGUAAAGCUCUCAAAUGCCGGAGGGAGGUUAAUAAUUGCUUCUGAUGGAAUCUGGGAUGCUUUGUCUUCUGAGGCAGCUGCAAAGUCUUGUCGUGGUUUGCCUGCCGAGCUUGCUGCCAGGCAACUUGUUAAGGAAGCUUUGAAGUCGAGGGGGUUAAAAGAUGAUACAACUUGCAUAGUUGUUGACAUUAUUCCUGACCAUUCCCAUCCACCUAUGGUGCCACAAAGGAAGGCAAGGAAUUUAUGGUCUCGUAUUUUCCGAAAGAAGUCUCAUGGUUCAGUGAGUGAACUAUCAAACAAGCCUUCUUCUGAUGGGGUGGUAGAGGAACUAUUUGAAGAAGGAUCAGCAAUUCUUGUGGAAAGGUCGCCUAGCGGGCGCCUUUUUGACCGCCUAAUCAUCCGCCUGACCGCCUACAGAGGCACCUAGUUCUGGUGCCUAAUAGUGACCGCUUUAAGAGUGCCUAGGUGUUUUCUUCAAAAAGCGGCUAGGCGGUCGGGCAGACAACUUUUUGAUCACUGAUGGCAUAAAUUUGAAAAAGUCAAAAAAUACUUGAAGCUUGGCAGCGUAUAUAUUGAUUGCCAUAAGGUGGUAUAUUUUUAAUUUUGACUCAUUGUAUAUUAAUCCCAUUAUGGGUAUUCAGUACAACAACUACUAAGGAAAAAGGACACGACAAAGAAUAAUUGAAGGGAAAAAAUCAAGUGAAUCGCCUGUUGCCUAUUCCAAGGGUCUGAUAACUGAGUGUCCUAUGCUUAUUGAAGGUUGUGAAGUCUUGGGAAUACAAGUCUUACAGGAUUGGAGAAUUCACCAUGAUCUUCUGUGUAUUUUGCAGGAUCUUAAAGAUAACAAUUACUAUUCAUUGUAAUAGCUAGUUGAAAAAUGUUCAACAUAGUAUUAAGAGAAAAAAACAUAUGGAA
Amborella trichopoda is the source of this 1826-nucleotide messenger RNA. Its product is annotated as putative protein phosphatase 2C 33. Gene Ontology annotation, molecular function: protein serine/threonine phosphatase activity. The record is from RefSeq and is a predicted model, not a curated record. Gene Ontology annotation, biological process: protein dephosphorylation. NCBI's taxonomy places the organism in Eukaryota, Viridiplantae, Streptophyta, Magnoliopsida, Amborellales, Amborellaceae.